This is a messenger RNA of Carica papaya (papaya), 2917 nucleotides long. The record is from RefSeq and is a predicted model, not a curated record. Lineage: Eukaryota; Viridiplantae; Streptophyta; Magnoliopsida; Brassicales; Caricaceae.
UUCUAUUGAAUUUGAAUUUCUUCUGUUUUAAAACUAAUUUGAGGAUUUGAUCUUCCCGGAAUUUAUAUUCAAACGCGGUCUCAGCGAAGUUCUUCAUUUUCGUAGAUUGAUCUCCGUUUGGGAUUUUUGGAUCUGUUUUCGAUAACUCUCACGGGGCUGGUUUAUUGGCGAUCGCUACUCAUUUGUUUAUUUUUAUACAACUGGAUUUCUGUGUUCUAUCUAAGGAUACGUUUACUCCAAGGAAUCUCGCCAUUAAAUAGAAAUGAUUUUCGUUGCUCGCUGUAUAUGCACAUACGCAACUUUUAGAUGCUCGUAUUAUAGUUAGCAUUGCUUUGGAGUUUCUUUCCAGGAACUUUGUUCAUUCCUUUGCAUGUCUCAGAAAAAGAAGGCCCUGCUUUUUGAAUUUCAUUGUCGUGGCAGCAUUAGUCCGUCUGCAACUUGCUUUCUUUAGCAAUUGUAUUCUUUGGUGUUUACUCGUUCUUAUAUGUACAUGCCAGAGUAAUCUGUUGAAAACUCUUACUGAAUCACUUUUUUUUUUCUUUUAAACUUUUGGAUUGGACGACAGUUAGGUGGACCUGGCUUUGAUGUUUCUGUUUGUUUGACGACUUCUUAAUUGUCAUACAUGCCUGAGAUAUGGUGUUCAAGAAGGAUGUAGAUUAUGGAUUCAAUGUCCCUGUUAUACCAAGGGCACCUCGUUCAAGUAGGAGGAGGGCUCCACACAAGACAACUGCUGAGGAUACUCAAGUCUGUGCAUUUGAAUUACUUGCUUCUUUAGCUGGCAAACUACUGGAGGAAAGUGAAAGUUCUUCUGCUUCUAGCAAUGCAUCUGAAAGAAGUGAUUGUCCUAGGAUUGCUACAGAUAUUAUUGCGCAAGAGCAAGAAGAUGGUGAUAAACGAUUAGAAACCGAAUGUGUUGAUCGGGGAAGCUGUGAAGUGAGCAUUGCUGCCUCAGAAUCAACUGCAGAGAACAGUGAUCGGAAGUGUUCACCAAAUGAAUUUCCACAUGUAGAAAAUGAUGCCAUUUUGGAACGCACUUCAUUUUCAGGUUGCUUGCAUAAUAUUGAUGGUAAUUCGAAGUCUGUAGGUUUUGAAAGCAAGAAAGGAUACAAUAACUUUCCUAGCAAACCAGAGAGAGGCUCUCCUGUUUCUGGGGAAUCAUGUGGUGUUAUUCUGGAGAAUGGAUAUGAUCAACAGCAAAAAACCGAGGGAUUGGAAUAUCUAACUGAGGCUAAUACGUGCCACGCAAAUGAUCAAACUGACUUAUGUAUGGGUUCUCCUGGAUUGAUUAGUUCUGACAAGGAUGUCAAUAUACCAUCACGCAAGAACCUUGUUUCUAAUGUUUCUCUUUCAAGGCAUAGGACUGAUGUUAGUUUAGGUAGAAGAGAUGAUGAUGAAAACUUUUCUAGGUGUUAUAAUUACAAAUUUAGCAACAAAGUUAAGGCUUAUAGGCCUCCACCGCGAAUUGUACAUAGAAGAAUAAGGAAAUUGUUGACAUCAAAAUACUGGAAAGUGGCUCCAAAAUUGAAGGAUUAUGAACUUUCUAGAGCUGAUGGGGGAAUAAAGCCUCUCUAUCACAAGAGGAAAACGUGUUACAACCGUGAGUCGUCUCAACAUGAUGUGUUUUAUAAGAAGAGAAAACUUUCUGACAGAAACUCGGUAGUGACUUCUGAUGGAGGCUUUAGCAGUGAAAGUGUUACUAAUUCCCCCGAGAAAAAUGUGGACAAGAGUGGAUCAGAUGCAAUGUUGCAUGGAGUAACUGGGAUAUCAUCGUCAGUCACAGGUCUUCCAGCAUUGCCUCGCCCAAAGAGUUCUCAUGUGAAGUUUAGCAUAAAAUCCUUUAGGGUUCCAGAGCUCUUUAUUGAGGUCCCAGACACUGCAACUGUUGGUUCACUUAAGAGGACAGUGAUGGAAGCAGUGACUGCUUUAGUUGGAGGUGGAAUACGCGUUGGGGUACUUGUUAAAGGGAAGAAAAUCAGAGAUGACGACAGAACUUUAUCACAAACUGGUAUUUCUUGUAAGGACAACCUGGAUGCUUUGGGCUUCACUUUAGAGCCUACGCAUGCACAAGCUCCACCACCCAUCUGCCCUGAAGAUCAUCCUCCUUUGUUACCAAAUGAUCCAACCCUACUUUUAUCAAGGUUGUCAGCAGCUCCUGCUUUAGAACUGGGGAUCCCCAAUGCAAUACCUGACCCUACUUCCCUAAAUGAUUCAGGCAAUCAUGUUGACAGUAAUCAUGAAAUAGUUUCCUCAUAUGUUGAUUCAUUAACUGACAAACCCCCGUCAGAUUCUAGAGCUCUGGUUCCAGUUCCAGCUAUGAGUGUUGAGGCAUUGGCUGUUGUUCCUGUGAACCAGAAAAUCAGGAAAUCUGAGCUUGCACAGCGUCGAACCCGGAGACCAUUCUCUGUGUCAGAGGUCGAAGCCCUUGUUCAGGCAGUUGAGGAACUUGGGACUGGAAGGUGGCGUGAUGUUAAAUUGCGUGCUUUUGAGGAUGCAGACCAUCGUACUUAUGUUGACUUGAAGGACAAAUGGAAGACACUAGUUCACACAGCAACAAUCUCCCCUCAGCAAAGGAGGGGGGAACCUGUGCCCCAGGAACUUCUGGACAGAGUCUUGGCUGCCCAUUCUUAUUGGAGCCAGAACCAAGCUAAACAAGGAAAACGUCAAGCUGGAACCUUAAAGAUCACAGACGUCCAACCCGGAGCCAUUGUUAUGGUGUAAAAAGUAAGGAAGGUAAACAAAACGUUGACAUGAAGAGAACAAGAAAACUGUACAAAGAAAUUAAGAUGAUUCAAAAUUAAUUUCUGUAUUAUUCCUCACAUGCAAGCACUCACUUGAUUCAUCGCUGGAUUUUUCCCUAAUGCGGGAAGAACAGCACCUGUAAAUGAUUUAAUGAAAUAAAGGUCAUUCUAACCAGACA